AUGGUAAUUUUGCAAACUGUUCAGGAUGCAUUGAUAUCUGUGCUAAACUUGUUCCGUCCCGGGAUGCCGUUGAGUUCAUUGAAGGCGGAAGUCAUAGAAUAUUCUUUUACAGCCAUGGACGCUCCUCCUGGUGCCACAGAGACUGACAUGAAAACUUUCCGCGACUUCCUUAUGCAGUACAACAACGUAACAGAGCAAUGCUUUGCGGCAUGCGUCAACGACAUGACGACAAGAAAUGUCAGCGAAAAGGAAGAAAAGUGCAGUAUGAACUGUCUCGACAAGUAUCUUAAAAUGACGCAGCGUGUCUCCUUGCGAUUCCAAGAACAUCAGCUUCUGAAUGCGGAGGUCCAAGGUGCGACAAUACCUCAUACUUGA
This is a messenger RNA of Cylicocyclus nassatus, 375 nucleotides long. Lineage: Eukaryota; Metazoa; Nematoda; Chromadorea; Rhabditida; Strongylidae. The record is from the annotation of a GenBank genome assembly.